Messenger RNA from Spodoptera frugiperda (fall armyworm), 5405 nucleotides. RefSeq lists its product as uncharacterized. NCBI's taxonomy places the organism in Eukaryota, Metazoa, Arthropoda, Insecta, Lepidoptera, Noctuidae. The transcript has 5 exons. The coding region runs from base 227 to 1480 and encodes 417 amino acids. The record is from RefSeq and is a predicted model, not a curated record.
GUACUGUCUGUCAAUUGUUAUACUAAUCAGAUGGCACUGCAAAACUAUCAUCAGUCACUCAGUCAGUCUCAAAGAGUAUAAUAAGUAGUCAGGAAGUCAGUCUGUGUAUGUUAAAGUACCUAUACAAGUAUAAGGAAACAGUCAGUUUAUUGUUCGGACAAAGGAUACAGCACCACACGCACUCUAUAAUAGAAAUCCAAGUCUAUUCUUGACAACAUACUUCAAUAUGGCUAAAGUGAAGACUUGGAAAACAAAAGCAGAUGUAUUGCGAGAUAUUGCUGAAGCAACAGGGACGGUACAGAAAAAGGAUAUAGCUGCGCAAUUUAUAGUUGUGGGGGAUGCACCGCCACCACCACUUCUCAUGGAGGACGAAGAUUCUGACAUGAACCUGAUGUUUGGUGAUUGUUAUAGAAGAUUAUCACAGUCCGAGAAUUCAGGCCCCGACCUUGCUGGUAUAAGGCAAAUGCUAGAUUUAGUGCGGAACUUUGAACGUGAUGAUGAUGAAGAUUCUGGUUGCAUAGAGGAUCAUCGUAAAUACGAAAUUACUAUUAGCAAAUCUAACACUGAUAGGUCAUUGAACCCCAAUGUCCCUGAAUUUGUGCCAAAUGUAGGUAAUACAGAAACUAGUGUUAUCGGUGUUCUACAGAGUGCCAGUGCAUGUGUAGAGACAAGAGAAAAAAUAUUUGACUGUGGUGACAGCAACAAUGUGACAGAUACAGGCACACAAGCAACAAGGUAUGAUGAAGACGUUACAACCGCUCUCAAAAACACUAUUAGUAAGGCGGCUAAGUCAGACAGUCAGUCGUAUCAUUUAAAAAAACAAAAAAACGUUGCUAUAGCAACAUUAUUGCGGCUCUAUGCUAACAACGACACCAACUCGAAACCAGACGUAAAGCUAUGGACUCCAGAGCAGUUUGAAAAGACUAAAGAUGGAAGUUCAGAUGUUAAGGUUGAAGAAAGUUAUGCGUCAGAUUAUGUAACUCCUAAGGCUUUACCUGUGACUCCAAUCGAGCCCAUAAGAAGGCCAGACAGCAUUGAAGGGGACAACCCAAAAAGAGCCUUGGUCCAGGACCCGGAAAUUAGAGAAUCAAUCGCAAAAGUCAACCGGUGGUUAGCAGCGCCUGUUCAAGAAAAACUGCCAAAAACUCCUUACCUGGGCCCUAUAUGCUUUAAGAGAAAAGAUCCAGUCAAGCCCAGCACUUCUUCAAAGUCCGCUUCUCCACAACCCAGUACGGCAUCAAAGUCUGAGAGUCCAUCGACAACAAUAAAAUUAUUCCAACCUAGCAAGUACGCUACGGACUUGGGCAAACAGUAUCGGGAUCGCUGCGAACAAAAACAGAAAGAUGCUGAAAUAAAUGUCAACUGGGACAACCUUAGUGAUGUAUUAAAACAAAAAGAUUUGGCUGCGAAACGACGGUUGGCUGAGCAAAUGUCACCUAGCACGAGCAAUGCUGACACAACAACAACAAUAACAAAAUAGAUAUUGAAUGAUAUUUGUGAAAAAAAUUAGAUUAGAAUACAUCUAUGUUAUGGCUAAGUACCCGAAACCCUUUUUGUUAAACUAAAAAUUGUGUAUAUUAUGUGAUCUUUGCAAGGUCUAUAGAAAAUUUGAAAUUAAAAGAAAUAUAAAUUUUGACUUAUAUAUUUAUAUAUAUGUGACAAUAUCUUUAAAAUUGACUGACAUAUCGUGUUUGUGAUAGGUCAAAAUUGUAUCUCAGGAUAGAUUAAGUCAACCAUUUUUUAGAUUGUCAAAAAUAAGUAACUCAGUCCUUUAUGGGAUUCUGUGUUAAAUGUUAUAAUAGAGUUAUGAGAAAUACAUAAUCUGAAUGAAUCAAAAUUUUAACUAUGCAUUAAAAAAACGUUAUGUAGACAAGCAUACUACAAAGUAAAUGAUUAAGAAGAUAAAAAUGCUUGGAGGCAAGCUGGUCCGGCUCCACAGGGUAACGAAAAAAUUUAAUAAUAUAACCAUGUUAUUUCAAUGUGUUCUGUACUUUAUACAAUUAUCGUAAAUGUGAGAGCCCAGUAAUUAGUAGAAUGUAUUUGUGUCAGCUUGGAGUUGUCAUGCUCACUCAAAGGUCUCAUUGGCGGCAGUGCCGGCGUAAGGGCCACUGAUACCCCGGGCGAAAAUAUUGUGGCGCCCACUUGAGGGAAGCAAUAUCAAGUGUUAGCAGUAGUUUUUCAUUUUAUUGGCGCCCCACAGACUUUGUCGCCCUGGGCCAUCGGCCCAUGUCGCCCCCUAACGCCGGCACUAUUUGGCGGUGGCACGGGCAUUGGAUCGCUCGAUUCCCUGCAACAUGGUUGAGUUGGGCGGUGCUGAUGUACGUGUCAUGUUCGUAAACGGGCGCUGUCAACUGGGACUGGUCAGCUCCAGAUUGCAUUGAUUUUGUUGUCCUCAAGGUUAUUUUCUUUUUCUAUCAUUUUGACUGAAUAUUAGUUUUACAUUAUUCUUACAUAGUUGAAGAAAUCGAAACAACCAAGAAUUGUAUUGUGAAUCUGAUUGAAAAGGAGUAACCUAUGGAAUUUCUUGCUGGCUCUUCGCCAUAGGAAUCUACACUUUGAACCGACAGACAGACAUUAUCAAUAUUAUUAUAUUUGCAUUGACGUUCAAAAGUGCCUUCUUGGUCUAUUUGAAAUAAAUGAUUUUGACUUUGACUGUGAAAUUGGUAAAUUACCAUUUAUUCUAGGAUUAGGCUCCCUGCCUAAUAAACUUGAUAUAACAUUGCCAAAUAUUAUUAGUAUAUUACUUUUAAGAAAAAAAAUAUUUAUUGUUAUAAUAAAAUUAAUGGGAGGCUAGUUUCAGGUGCUAAGCCGUUAUAAGUGUCUAAACACACUAUGCCGAGGAUACGCGACGUGUUUAGACACUAGGGGUGCUUUUCGACCAGAGAUGUGCUAUGUAAUUAUGUUACGAAGAUGAAAUAGCUAAGCUGUGAAACUAUGUGACCGUUUCCACUGAUACUAAGCUAUGUAGCUGUGCGAGGAAGAAGCGCAGCUCAAGUAUGCAAUGUAUCGAUUGUAAGGAAGCUAUCCAUAGCACGCGUCUUUCCAUAUAAAAAACUUUUUUAGCAUUGAUAAGUGUGCAUUUGGCCACCUUAGCCAACAUAGCUUAGCUGAUUGGUGAAAGCCAAACGCAUCCACAUAAACGUAGCAUAGCACAUCUUUGGUGGAAAUGCACCCUAACACUAAUAUUGACUGAUUUUUAAUCUGUCAUUUAGUGAUCUUGUCCAAAUAUAUUCUAUUACCAGGCAAUAUGUCCUAUAGUGUAGAGAGAAUGAUUGAUUUAUUAUUUAAAAGUAAGUACUAAGUGCAGUAGUCAAGGUACAAUAGAUAUUUUGUUUAAUAGAUAAUUAUAUUUUUAGCAAUUUUACUAUUGGAUAUUAAUUAUUAUAUUGUAAGUUUAUAAAUGUUAUAGUGUAAUUUGUUGUUCGAUAUCUUGAACAAUGGUUUAUAUAAGAAAUUUUGGCAUGUUUAUGAGUAUUAUAACUAUGUAAAAACAUUAAACACGAACAUUUAAAUAAUUUUAGAUGCUAUUUAGUGUGCAAUAAAGAAUUUGAUAAUGCUUUGUGAUGAAAUGUUUGAAUAUACAAUCUACUACAGUACAGGCACUCAAGUUUUUAUGUACUAACUGAAAAUUGUUGAAGACAAACCGACACAUUGUAUUCUUGUAUAUGUGAUAAUAUUUCUCCCUAUUUCAUUAUAAUACAUAGUGAGAUAUUGUUAUCUGUUAUUGUGUAUGGAUAUUAAUGUUGGACUAUAAAUAGGAAUGAAAGAAGGGUAUAUAAAGUUCCAAUGAAUGGACUAAUCACAAAAUGUAUGUCCGUGUUACAAAGCUGCUCUCAGCAAAUGCUGGAAGAUGAUUCUUCAACUUUUUGGUUUCUCUUGGUAUGAAUAUGUAAUGAAAACAAAUAUAAAAGCAUAAUUUUAUUAUAAGUAACUUUCGUGAGACAUACUAAAUUAAUUAUUAUGUUAUCGGCUUAACGUAACUGACAAAGAGCUCAUUUAGUUUCAAACCAUGCAUGCUAGAAGGCUCAUAUUCAUGAGCAGCAUUCCGCGACACACGACACAGCUGCGCGACUCGCUCGUCAAACAGUUACGUGAGUAAGCCGAAAACAUAAUCAUUAAUACAAAAGCAAGUGAUGGAUUUGAAGUGGCCCGUAGAUUGUAGGAUAAAAAGAAUUUGUGAUUGGAUAUCGUCUGAGAAGGGCGAAACGAAAAAAAAUUGGGAGCCAAACCCAUAACUUAGAAAGAGGGCAGGCACAAAAAAUUCUUAAAGUGGGUGACAUUAAAUUUUCAAGACGUUAAAGUUUAGUAAAGUGUACUUAAGUUAUCGUCUUCAUAAAUGUGGAUUUGUACGGUUUUUGAAAUUGACUUUUGAGACAAUUUAUAGUGGUAUGUGUAUAAAGUUACCAGUCUGUUUAUCCUCACGGGGAAUAAGAUUGUGAUAUUCGAAAAUGUGACCUUAAAGUCCUUAGCUGUUUGGACACGACUGUUUAUGUCCUUAUAUUUUAUACGCUCAAUGAAUAUAUAUUGAUGUUAUUAUACGUAUUGGUAAUAAGGGCCUUCGCCCACAGCGACUUUGUGUAGCAAUACUGUGGCGCAUUUACUACAAGCGCGAGAGCAUCGCUACUAUGUUGCCCGCCACACCCUCCCAUACCGCUGCAACUUCUGUAAACCAGGAUCUACAGUAGAUACAACCAUGAAAACACCGGAACAUUGAAGUCCGGCGCGUUCCAGGACUGUCUUGGAUCCCGCAACGAAAUUAAUUAGAAGAUAUUAUUAGAGGAGAAGGGAAAAGAAAACGAGCUUUGCUACUAUGUAACUCAUAUUACUUUUAUGUGCAGUUCGCGAAUAUAUCUAUGCAGACACACGACGCUACAAAAGUCGCUGUAGGCGAGGGCCCUAAUAUAAUUAUAGUAUAAUACGGUAUCGGCCUUAGUGAAAAGCCGCCUAAACAAAGGCACUUUUAUAUCAUGAGUCAUGGGCUCAAUAGUUGAUCUUUGUUUAAGUAUAAGAUGGCAUACAAUAAUGAUUUUUGUUGAAUGUAAUUGUUAUAUUAAUUAAAAACCACAAGUUAUAAAAUUACAUUGAUUACUCCAUAGUGAUCCACUUACGUCGUCUUUUAUCUGCGACUUGUUUAUGUAAGGGAGGCCUACAUAAGUUGCUCUUGUCCUUUAGUUUUAGUAUUGUAAUUAGUUCGAUUCCCUCCAAAAUGGUUGAGUUGAGCGUUAUUUAAGUUAAGGAGUUAUUUUUGUUACUUAAUUUUACUUUUACUGUAAAACAUUCUCACAUGAUUGUAAUAGAUUGUAAACCUGCAAUUUGCAAAAUAUGUUUUCAAGUUUAAAAAUUGUGACCGUGUUGUUUUACAAUAGUGAUUACUUUGUUAAAAUAAAUACAUACUUUGAAUUUGA